Messenger RNA from Aspergillus costaricaensis CBS 115574, 3243 nucleotides. RefSeq names its product fibronectin type III domain protein. NCBI's taxonomy places the organism in Eukaryota, Fungi, Ascomycota, Eurotiomycetes, Eurotiales, Aspergillaceae. Gene Ontology annotation, molecular function: protein binding. The record is from RefSeq and is a predicted model, not a curated record. The coding region runs from base 1 to 3243 and encodes 1080 amino acids. The transcript is spliced from 10 exons.
AUGCGCACGCAACCAUGGCAUGGCCUAGCGGCCAUUGCUACCAUCGGCAGUUGCGUUAUUGCAAGUCCUCUUGCACCCUGGGAACUGCGUGGAAAUGCAAGCAUGCCAUCUGCACACUUGAUGGGCAUAAGAAGUACAGACGAAUUUGAUCCGGCCGAACUUUCUCACAUAACAAAGCUGGCUGCUAUCGGCGACUCCUAUUCGGCCGGAAUAGGUGCUGGAAGUCGACUUGGAAAUAUUGGCGAAGCGCUCAACUCGAAGAGUAUCAUCUCCGAUGUCAUCAACGACCAGAUCCCUAAUCUCAAUGGGGACCAGCAAGUCAUCUUGCUAUCAGCCGGCGGUAACGAUGCUGAACUCUCCAACAUCCUGAAUCAGUGCAUUUAUCAAUGGGCCGUAUUGAACCCCACCCAGGUCUUAGUAGCCAAGGCCGCUGCUCUUGCCAACUUGGAAUAUGGUUGGAUGGCGGAUAUCGAUUGGGAUGCAUUGGCCCGUGGCUGCGAUGGGCAGUUGGAACAUACAAAUCGUCUCAUUAAUGGGGAUGCCUUCAGCAAGAGCUUGGACAACGUCAUUGCGGCGGCAAAGAAAAAGCUAGGAUCAAAUGGUAUGAUCUACUACACUGGUUAUGCCAAAUUCUGGGCCGAAGAUCUAUCACCUGCGUGCGAUAAGGUUAGCUGGUCAACCUGGAUUCAUGAUACAGAGACACUGACAAGUGCUCAUCGCAAAACAAUGAAUGAUCUUGUGGACUCCGUCAAUGAGAAGAUUUCGUCUGCAGUAGAAAGAGCUGGCGCGCAGGUCAAAUUUGUCGAUUAUGACUCUUAUGUUGGCUAUUUCAACGGCCGAUUUUGUGAGGCCGGUGUCGAUGAAUCGACGUCAGAUAGCAACACAAGAGAGGGUCUAAUGUUCUACGAGCUAAACACAUGGGAUCCCCUCGGCUCUAAUCCUCACAAACGAAGCCAAGACCGUCCCCUAGAGGGAACGUUUGAGGGGUCUGUGAAUGAAUAUGCGGAGAUUACCAAACUCCUCGAUCCGGACGCUCAGUUUUCCAAACAGACCUCGGUGUCCGACGAUACUACUGAUAUGACUCUUGUGGAGUCGAAACUAUCUCUCAGUGCUGUGUCCGAAUCUUCUGAUAUCGAAGUUCCGAAUGUGCUGCCAGACGGAUAUGGACGUGUUUUCCAUCCCCAAAUUCAGCUUCAUGAGCUUAUUGCCAAUUUAGUCGUCUAUGAGAUGACCAACAAGAAUGAGUUGGACAAUGGGUAUCCAGAAAUUCCAGAGAAAUUCACUUUCGACUCAUGCCCUUGGACACCUGCAGACGUCGACGAUGACGAAUCAAUGGAUGCAGGAGGCCAACAGAUUGCUUUGGCAUCGUACAUCAAUCCAUUAUCUGAUCCCACUGCAUGGACUCGGAUGAUCGACUACCCAUCCGACAAGGUGACCGUUCUGGUUGCAAACGUCCUCAACGGACCGGAUACGACUGUGGAUGAGGAUUGGGAGAAGGUCAUCUCCCGGGCCAAUGCAGCGGGUAAACGAGUUCUCGGCUAUGUGCGCACAGGAUAUCUUGGCCUGAGCCAGGAUCAAUUCCAGACUCGACUGGGUUCGAGCGGUCUGGCCGACUGGGUCUCACAGAUCCAGACCGAUGUCGACUUGUGGUACACGUUAUACCCUGGCAUGAUUGGCGGUAUAUUCUUUGACGAAGGGUGGAACCAAUGCGGCGACGACAAUGUAUAUUCAGAUCUGUAUCGCUUUAUUACUGACUAUACGAAGCGCAUGCACCCGGGCGCCUUUACCGUCCUCAAUCCCGGGGCUACAAUGCCACAAUGCUUCGAGCAUAGCGCCGACACACUCAUGACUUUCGAGAACAGCUACGAUACAUACAUGAACAACUACUCACCUAACCCUGACUGGAUACCUAGCGAUCCGCGGAAGCUCUGGCAUAUUAUCUACAAUGUCCCCUCAGACAGUGUGGGCAAGGUUGCAGAGCUGGCCCUGGAGCGCGGAGCUGGCCUGAUCCAUAUCACCAACGACAACCUCCCCAAUCCGUACGAUACCCUCCCUGAUGAUGACUACAUGCAGGUCAUCAUGAGCGCCCUUGAAGGUGGCAAGCCGGCCAUUUCCAGUCCCACCGCGUAUGAAAAGAACGGCCAGUCUGCAUCUGCUCCCAGUUCAUUAGCAGUGACCGCCUCAGAUUACUCCUCCGUGAGUCUGAGCUGGGGAACUAGCUCACCUGCUCCCUAUGCGUACUCAAUCUAUCAGAAUGGGAAAGAAGUGGCCCGUCUACCAGGCAGCAUGACCAAGGUUACCAUCGGCAACAUCGAUCACGGUACCUCCACUACCUUCACCGUGAAGGCUAUCGGGUCUGGGGGGAGCGCGUCGGGUGAUUCAAACUCGGUCGAGGCAACGACGCUUGAGUUGCCGGACAACCAGCCCGUCACCAACGUGAAGAGCAGCUCGACCGCUACAAAAACUACGGUCCAGGCCGAUAUCCUAAUUCCCUUUGCUUUCCAACGCGUCUUCUUAACCGACCCGGACACCGCCUGCGAGAUGCCGGCGUGGCCCAUCAACUACAAUCUCGGCAAUUACAUUUGCACACACUACAUGGUUGAGAGUGGAACUCUGUUCAAAUACAGUGGUGCCGAAUUGCCGGCCGGACAGACCAAUUACCCCUGGGCGUGGACCUCGAUGGGCACUGUCCCCGUCUCUCGGAGUGGCUACACCUGGACGUGGGAGCUUCCCAUCGGAUCUGAUACUGUCGACACGAAUUACUUUGUCGUUGAGGCACAGGGAUAUGGACCCCUGACCAAUGUCUUCCACCCAUGCCCCAGUACCUGGGACGAUGCCACCCUCAGCAGCGGAGCCUACUGCACGGGCAAUUCACCGUACGAUUGUAAAGGCGCGACGCUAUGCAGUACUUUGAAUGUCAAGUGGUGCGACAAGGCUGUCAACCAGAUGAAUCGUGGUUCGACACUCUAUACUGCCAACGCAGAGGCCCUCGCGCUGUCUGGUAACUGCUGGGCCAAUUGGGAGCAGUUCGGCUGCUCGGUGAAGAUCCGUGGCAAGGACGAGAACGGAAAGGACUGUACAAUUACCGGCGAUGAGAUGUGGGAGGCCUAUCAAGAUAUCCGCAAGAUUGGCGGAUGCAAAAAGUGUGGCAGCAAGCACUUUGGGAAUGGCUGUCUGGUCAGCGUAGAUUACUAUUAUGGAUGUGAUAAUCGGGAUUCUGGAGUAAACGCGAUAGACGUUUGA